GGGCGGACUGCGACCCGAGGCAGGGCGGGGUCGAGGCAACUUCGGGCAGGAAGUGGGGGAAGGUCUGGGAUUGCGAGGCCCAGAGGCGAGGCGGAAGCUGGCGGGCCAAGGCGCGGGGAGGAGUCUGCUCUGGGAUGCGCGCACUUGGCGGUUCCUUCCCUGGUGGUACGGAAGGACUGCGUAGGUCGGCUUUUCAGAGCGCAGUUCCCGGUCCACGGACCACAGGGUUUUCUUCCCCCCGGCGCCCCGGUCCAGCUUUGGGGCGCUCUGACCCCAGCCGCUUUUGGCGGUGGCGCCUCCGGAACACAAUGCGCAUGCGCACGCCGAGAGGCUGAGGCCCGCGGCGGAAAGAGGGCUCCGCCUGGCGACUGAGGGCGUGGGUCAGUUUGGACUCGAAGCGGGCCUGGCGGCGCUCUAUCCCUCCCCCUGCUGCUGCGGCUCGCUUCUUCAACUCGCGAGCAUCUGGCGCGCUGUUCUGGGUUUCCACGUGGGCCCGCCCACCGCCGUCUUGAAGCUGUGCCAAGGUACAAUCAACAGUGAUUAUCAUACAGCUGGAAAGAAAGGCAGAGAUAAUGCUUUUUAUUUUAGAUUGGGCAAUUAAGCAGAAACUGCAGUUUUAGUAUGAAGAACGGAGGUGGAAGAACAAGCCGAAUCAGAAGACGAAAACUCUUCACAAGUUCUGAAUCAAGAGGAGUGAAUGAGAGCUACAAGCCUGAAUUUAUAGAGCUUAAGAAGUGGCUGAAAGAUAGGAAGUUUGAAGAUACAAACUUAAUACCUGCUCGUUUUCCAGGUACCGGAAGAGGGCUGAUGAGCAAAACAUCCCUACGGGAGGGACAGAUGAUUAUCUCAUUGCCUGAGAGUUGCCUGCUCACCACGGACACAGUGCUUAGAAGCUACUUAGGGGCGUAUAUUGCUAAGUGGCAGCCUCCUCCAUCUCCUGUGCUGGCUCUUUGCACCUUUUUAGUUUCAGAAAAGCAUGCUGGGGACCGGUCUCCCUGGAAGCCUUACCUGGAGGUUUUGCCCAAGGCCUACACCUGCCCUGUUUGUUUGGAGCCAGAAGUGGUGAAUCUUCUUCCUAGACCUUUGAAAGCAAAGGCCAGAGAGCAGAGAACCCACGUGCAGGAGUUCGUUUCUUCCUCCAGAGACUUUUUCUCUUCCCUGCAGCCUCUGUUUUCGGAGGCCGUCGAGAGCAUCUUCAGCUACAGCGCCCUCCUGUGGGCUUGGUGCACCGUCAACACCAGGGCUGUGUACAUGGAGCGCGCGCCGAGGCAGUGCUUUUCCGCAGAGCCGGACACCUGCGUGCUCGCCCCGUUCCUCGAUCUGCUGAACCACAGCCCUGACGCCCAGGUAAAAGCAGCAUUUAAUGAGGAAACUCGCUGUUAUGAAAUUAGAACAGCUGUGAGCUGUGGGAAACACCAAGAGGUGCUCAUCUGCUAUGGCCCUCACGAUAACCACCGCCUGCUCCUUGAGUAUGGAUUUGUUUCCGUCCGCAAUCCUCAUGCUUGUGUUUAUGUCUCAAAAGAUAUGCUUGUUAAAUAUCUUCCAUCAACAGAUAAACGGAUGAACCAAAAGAUCUCCAUUUUAGAGGAUCACGACUUUAUAGAAAAUUUGACGUUUGGAUGGGAUGGACCGUCUUGGCGGUUGCUCACAGCUCUUAAAUUGUUAUGUCUGGAAGCUGAAGAAUUGACAUGCUGGAAAAAAGUACUUAUUGGGGAAAUAAUUUCAGAUACAAAUGAGAAGGCAAGUUUGGACAUAGCCCAGAAAAUAUGCCAUUAUUUCAUCAAGGAGAGUAAGGCUGUACUUCAAAAGGUUUCUCAUAUGAAAGAUGAAGAAGUGGCUUUGAUAAACCAACUAACUUUGGUAGAAACACUGUGGACAGAAGAGCUGAAAAUUCUCCAGGCCUCUGCUGAGACCCUAACCAGUUUGCAAACAGCUUUUACGUAACUUCACCGAAGUGCAGGUGAUCACCUCCAAUGCUGGGAGCCUGUACUGGCCCACAGGAACCAGACUUCUUUAUCACCAGUAGACCCUCCUUCAGUACAUGACAGCAUGUUUGGCCAAGGUUGACGGACUGGAAAGCAGGAUCCGGUGGACCACCUACAGAAGGAGAUGGAGAAGGAGGUAAGGGCAGGAAUGUUGAGUCCAGUGAGUGAGCCUGAGAACUGUGUGGGUCAGCACCAGGGCGUGAUCUCUUGUUGCCCAUGGUAGUAUCCUCUGGGCACACUGGCUGUAUUGAAAGUAUCAAAGGUGGGCAGGCAGGAUAUAAAAUGCAGCCUCACGAUGGAGAAUCCUAUGUGAUACCGUCACAGUGUGGCCUGUUAUACCACAGUGGAAAAGACGGUCCUAGGUUACAUGCAUCAACGUGGAUAAAUCCCAGUCUUUUAAUCCUAAGCCCAGAAACCAUUCUAUAUAUUUCCAUUCGGAAGGGUUUAGUACAGGAAAUCAGGUCCUACAAAAUUGUUGGAAGGGAUGGGAGGGGGCGAAAUCCAGAGAUGGGGAUGCUCCUCGGAAACCAGAACAUUGCAGGAAGCCACUAUGGCUACCACAGACACCAUCGCUGCCUGAGGAAGAGUGAAAUCCACCUUGUACCACCGUCCACCUAUCGUUGGUCAUGGAACAGAAACCCUGUUGGCAAGAGAUUUUUGGGGAUUGUGGCCCUCAGGCUUCUACUUCCUGUGACAGAGCUGAGAACAAGGGGACAGGAUAGUGUUGAGUGUCCCUAGACAAGAGUAACACGAUGGCGAGUGACAAAGCAACUCCCAGAAGAUUACCUGCAACAUGGUGGGAUCUUAAUUCCCCAACCAGGGGUUGCACCUGGGCCCUUGGCAGUGAGGGCGCGGAGGCCUAACCACCGGACCGCCAGGGAAUCUCAACAUGGUACCAUUUUUAUAAAGCACGAAAUGAAACAACAUGUUGUUGGGCCAUUCACGCAAUGGUUUGCCUGAGCCGGCUUGAACUGACUUGCGAGAUCCAAUAGUUAAAUUUUCAGGAAUUCGGCAAGGCAGUUGUUAAACACAGCUGUUAUUAAAGAUUAAAUUAUAUAAGCUUACAAUAAAAUAAUUACAGCAACAGGAAUGGUAAUAAAUACUCUAACUCAUCACCUCCUAAUGAUCUUACUUAUUUUACUAUUAUCUAUGCUGUUGAGGUUAUUCUAUCUAUUGCGUCUGUAUGGUAAAAAUCCUAUAAACUGGCAUGCUACCAUGAUCUCUUUCCAAUUCAGUGUUCAGUGACAUCACCUUGGUAGCUUGAAAUGGGCCCCUAUUUAUAUGAAAGAAAUUGGCCAGUGCUACAAAUCAGGGCGUGAUUGCUUUGUUGAUUGUCUGGAUAUAACAAAAUGACGGACUAAAUGUUAAUGAUUAACAGAUUAAACUUAAAUGUUUGUCAUGUCUGCGGCUGUUACAUUGUGAAUAGCACAGAAAUUGAGGAAAUAGCCUUCCAGUAUUUGAAAACUAUUAUCCGAUUCAACAAAGAAGUUGCUCACAUAAUUGAUAAAAAAGUGAUUUUCUACCAUGUGUCUCUGUCGUUUUGCUUUCUUCUUACUUGUUUAUGUAAAUGAAAAUAUCAACCAACCUUCAUACUGAAACUACAUUGGUUCAUCUG
Messenger RNA from Globicephala melas (long-finned pilot whale), 3600 nucleotides. RefSeq names its product SET domain containing 4 (gene SETD4). NCBI's taxonomy places the organism in Eukaryota, Metazoa, Chordata, Mammalia, Artiodactyla, Delphinidae. Gene Ontology annotation, biological process: peptidyl-lysine trimethylation; peptidyl-lysine monomethylation. Gene Ontology annotation, molecular function: protein binding; protein-lysine N-methyltransferase activity. The record is from RefSeq and is a predicted model, not a curated record.